AUGCAAUCGCCGUCAGGAACAGCUAGUGGCUCUCCAGGCCAGCUCUCAAGCCCGACGCUGAAUCCAGUGUGGUCUGGUCUCCCAUCGCCGGCGUCGGCACCCGCACCCGCACGCACGACAACCUCCGUGUCUACAACAAACGUAGAGGCUUCGCCAACCUCCAAUAUGCCCGCCAACGCUUCGUCGACGACAGCGUCGCAGAGUAGGUCCGCCAUCGGACAGGGCUUGGAGGGAGGCACAGCUUCGUCGGCCAAGAAGAAGAAGAAAAGCCGCAAUCGCAAACGGCGCAAUCGUCGCCCUUCGUUUCUUGCGUCCGAGGAACCAGGCCCAAUCGUGACCGAGCUCCCAUCGGAGCUCGCCCGGGCGGCCCCGGAUCAAUUACAAGAGAGUGUUCCAUUUUAUAGAGGGCGGAAUUUGAGUAACUCGAGCUUAGAAAGCGAGGCUCUGUUGGAUCACAGAGCCCAACCGAUGAUGCGUCCCCGACGAGACAGUCGUGUCGCUCAGCCAUUCCGCCCCGAAUCAUACAAUCGAGUAGGCUCUUACUUUUCCGGUUUGGAGGGACAGAAUUCUGGUCGUCGUCGUUCAGUUGCUAGACAUCAGCAGAACCGGCCAGAAAGCGGCGACAUUGAAGAAGAUCAUGACGAGGAUCAAAUGCAGGCCACCGACCGUACGCCAUUGAUUGCUCCUUUUCAAAACACGAGUCCCGUGCGGCCUGCUUACGGUACCGACAUGCGCGGUUCAUAUUAUACUUCGUCAAAGAAUCGAAGAUCGUCUCAUGAUACAACCUCCUCCCACCGUCCCGCAUCCUUCAAGAAUAGCGUUGGUGGUCCCGAGUACGAUGUCAACAAUCCACCUUCGGUUCCCGGCAGCCCGAAGGCUGGUAUUGCGGAAAUAGGUUACGACGAUGCUAUGGUUACAGGGUUGGAAUUCACUCCUGGUGCUCGUUCACCCACCGGACGACGAGGAUCUGUAGAUUGGCUGCGUGAUACAGUCAUCAAUAUGGAAGGCAACCGUGAAAAUCCAGCAGGCACUAAAGACUCAGCUCCGCCUUCACCACAUCCAUCACCCCCAGAUAUGCGUCGCCGGCGGACUAUCAAUCUACCCGCAGAGGAAGAUGUAUGUUUUCCGUCGGAACUAGCGGAGGAAUUCCAACCUCCGCACGUGGCCGAAUCUGAAACUGCGGAACGAAGACGCCGCAGAAGACGGGAAUGGCCAGAUCUUUCGGUCUUGGAGGAGUGGAGUCGCGAAGAGAAGGAAGAGCGCAGUCUCGAAUAUCGGGUCAAGAAAAUCAGCGAGCCAGUCCUGGUUGGUGGGCGAUUACGGCCCCAGUAUGUAGGAUGGCGACGAGAAGAAGAGGAUUCUCCCUAUCGUUUCACUUAUUUCAACGAAGAUUUCCAGAGCACCAUUCAUGCGCAGACUGUCUCGGAACUUGUUCAACCGGGAGGCAACUUUCGAGAGCUUUUCAUCCCAGAGCCACCAGAGCUCGAGGAAUCGUCAUCAGAUGAAGAUUUGAUUUCUUUACACGACCCUCCAUACAACAAUAAUAAUAACCACAACGGCAAUACUCAAAACCGGCAAAGCUUCGAAUUCUCAACCAGUCAUGGCUCAGACUCGCACCUGCGCAGCAGCCGCAGGGAAAGUGGUCUCAAUUCCGUCCAAGAGAAUCACUCGGAAACAAAUAUGUCAAACCUACAGGACACACCGCAACAACCGAAACCAAAACGCUAUGGGCCACGGCCUACAUGGUGGCUUGAUGUUCUAUGCCCGACUGACGCGGAAAUGCGUGUUAUUGCCAAGGCAUUCGGCAUACAUGCCUUGACAGCCGAAGACAUUAUGAUGCAAGAAGCUCGCGAGAAAGUCGAGCUUUUCCGAAACUACUACUUUUUAAACUAUCGAACAUUUGAGCAAGAUCCCAACAGCGAAAACUACUUGCAACCGGUCAACAUGUACGUCGUAGUGUUUCGGGAAGGCUGCCUGAGUUUUCACUUUUCGCAGACGCCACACCCAGCAAACGUCCGCCGGCGGAUUAGACAGCUACGCGACUAUUUGAUAUUAAGCUCUGAUUGGAUUUCAUAUGCGUUAAUCGACGAUAUCACUGAUGUCUUUGGUCCGCUCAUUCAAACCAUUGAAGACGAAGUCGACGAGGUCGACGAUACCAUCAUGCAGAUGCAUGCCGUUGAUGGAUCAGGUGCCGGUGAUUAUGAACGAAAAAAGGAAGAUGAUUCGGUUUCUACUGUGUCGAUAGCGCCUGGUGAAAUGCUACGGCGCGUGGGCGAGUGCCGGAAGAAAGUGAUGGGCAUGUAUCGCCUGCUCAGCAACAAAGCCGACGUCAUUAAGGGCUUUGCGAAAAGAUGCAACGAGCAGUGGGAAGUGGCGCCCAAGUCGGAGAUUGGCCUGUACCUGGGCGAUAUUCAGGACCAUAUCAUGACCAUGACAAGCAACUUGGCCCACUAUGAGACGUUGCUCUCUCGGGCGCACUCCAACUACCUGGCCCAGAUCAAUAUCCUCAUGAACGAGCGCCAAGAACGAACGGCCGACGUGCUUGGAAAGUUGACCGUCUUAGGUACCAUCGUUUUGCCCAUGAACAUCAUCUGUGGUAUGUGGGGAAUGAACGUCAAGGUGCCCGGUCAAGAAAUUGAUAACUUAUACUGGUUCUGGUCAAUUACUGGCGGCCUCGUCAUCUUUGGAGUCGUCUCAUUCUUGGUUGCCAAACGGGUUUACCGAAUCGUUUAA
Molecule: messenger RNA, 2733 nt
Organism: Talaromyces rugulosus
Lineage: Eukaryota; Fungi; Ascomycota; Eurotiomycetes; Eurotiales; Trichocomaceae
Exons: 4
Coding region: 1-2733 (910 amino acids)
Biological process (GO): magnesium ion transmembrane transport; intracellular magnesium ion homeostasis
Cellular component (GO): plasma membrane
Molecular function (GO): magnesium ion transmembrane transporter activity
Source: RefSeq, a predicted model, not a curated record